Lottia gigantea (owl limpet) is the source of this 2043-nucleotide messenger RNA. RefSeq lists its product as hypothetical. Bases 1 to 2043 code for a protein of 680 amino acids. Gene Ontology annotation, biological process: GPI anchor biosynthetic process. Lineage: Eukaryota; Metazoa; Mollusca; Gastropoda; Lottiidae. The record is from RefSeq and is a predicted model, not a curated record. Gene Ontology annotation, cellular component: endoplasmic reticulum. The transcript has a single exon. Gene Ontology annotation, molecular function: catalytic activity.
AUGAGAUCUUUUAUUCAAGAAACCAUAGAUGGAUUUAUAUUCUGGAGUGUUUUUCAAGCAUUGAGUCCAUUGAUAUGGUUUUUUCCAUUAAAUGAAUUAGAAAUUUCUGGAUAUGAAGCUUUCGCGGGAUUUUGGUUCAUGCCUAUAAUUUGUGGAAUACCAAAAGUUCUGCGUUUAUUUCAAACAAGAUGGAUGAUAAUGAUUUUGAAGUUGGUCGUUGUGGGUUGUUUGUCCUCAUUUCAAGCUGCAACAACACUCCGCCGCUUGAUCAUAUUAGCGACAGGGGCUGGUGUUUCCAUGGUCAUCUUUGCCAUAUGCCUUUGCCACCCAAACUUAUUUAUACGUCAAUCAUAUUUUCGAAGUUUGAUCUUUGGUUAUUUUGCUUUAUUGAGUGGAAGAAUUUGGUUUACAACAUUUAUUCCAACAUGGUGGUCUGACAUGACCAAUAGUGUUGUCAUAGCACUAGGCGUAGCAGCAACAUUAGAUUAUCUGUUUAACAGUGAUGUGCAACAAGAGAAGAAGAUGGCUAUUACUAGUACUGUCCGUCCUAAUUGGUUUUGCAUUGGUCUAGGAACUGGCAGUUUGUUGUUUGCUACUCAUUGGUGUUUUGGUGAAGUAUCUGUGAUAACGAGAUGGGUUGUUAAAGGAUAUCCAGACUCUGGUCCUAACCCCCUCCCAUGGGGUGCUGCAAUUUUAUUAGCCAUCUUUACCGGAGUACUUAUUUCUCUUAUUCCACGAAUAACUAACAGUUACUAUUGGUUUUUGUUUGGAGCAGCUUCGCUUUCUGGUCUAUACUAUUUUCCAACUUUCAAAGGCCUGGGAAGCGGACUUUUAUUUGCAGUGUUUCUGUCCUCUUUGUGGCCAAAAUUCAUUAACUAUUAUUCAAGAUGUCCACCUGCAAGGACAACAGUUGUUACCAUGGCCACAUACAUUGCAGAAAUUCUAUUUUCAGUAUGGACUGUUGCGUUUAAUUUUGUGCCAGGAGGUACGUACACUCGUGAGAGAUCUGAUAUAUUGAUUUGUAUAGUGCUAAUCACAAUUUUUUUGGUUUAUGUUGCUGAUAACAGAUCUUACAAUCCAUCAGAUCUGAUUGGAUCAAACUACAAUUUCUACACGGCUUGGCUGUUCAUUAUCGUAGUCAUUGGUGCAGCCGGCAUUGGAUACAGACAAGCACAAUUUUCAAAGAAAAUGUCAAAUGUAAAACCUACCUCUACUUUCUCAUCAGCAAUAUGGACUUAUCAUUUCGGCUAUGAUAAUGAAGGCUGGCCAAGUUUAGAAAGAGCAUCAAAGUUGUUGAAUGAAACUGGGGCAGACGUGGUAACACUUUUAGAGAGUGAUGCCUCAAAGCCGUUUCUAGGAAAUAAUGAUAUUGCUUCAUGGAUCGGAGAACAUCUUGGGAUGUAUUCAGAUUUUGGUCCUUCUACCCGAGACCACACCUGGGGGAAUCUGAUUCUUUCAAAAUAUCCAAUUGUUAAAUCUCAUCAUCACCUACUUCCUUCACCACACGGAGAGCUUGCCCCUGCUAUAACUGCUACUAUCAAUAUUACAGGAUUUGAGGUAGACUUUAUUGUUAGUCACAUGGGUAAUGAUAGGGAUAAGCUGGAUCGCAAUCUUCAAUCAGACUAUUUAGCCAAAGAAUGUAAAGCCGCUGAAAAUCCAGUAGUUUUUAUGGCCUAUGUCACUUCAACUCCUAAUAGUCAAAGUUACAAAAGAUUCAUUAACUUUGGAGAGAUGAAAGACAUCGAUAAGACCGAUGAAAAGAGAUUUUGUGAAUAUAUAUUUUACCGAAAUCUGAUUCGAUUAGGUUACGCAAGAAUCACCCACGGUGGUCUUAGUGAUACUGAAUUACAAAUGGCUAAAUUCAAGAUACCAAGAGAUGUUAACAACUUUAAAGACCACGACAUUGUUACAUCUAAUCCCGAUAUUCCACCCAAGUCAAAUUUGUUCAAUCCAUAUUUCGGAAAACACUAUCCUACUCAUAUAUCGAAAAAGGUGCAUAGGUUCCAUAUGAAUACACCGAAAUAUUUUUUACUAGCACAAUGA